AUGGUGACUGUCGCGGCAGAGAAGGAGGAGGAGGAGGAGGAGCAGGGAGCAGCAGGAGCAGAGUGGAGCCUGGAGACUAAGGUUCCAGUGAAGGUGUUACGAGGUCACAGCGACGCCAUCACCACCGCUCGAUUCUGCUUCAACGACAGCCGCAUCCUCAGCUGCUCCUUCGACUGCAGCGCCAUCCUCUGGGACGUGGAGAGCUGCAGACCUCUGAGGGUGUUUGAUGGAGUUCACAGUAAAACCAUCUCUGAGUGCGCUCUGAUCCCCGACACCAACAGGAUGGUCACUGUCUCCUGGGACAGGAUGAUGGUGUCCACAGACGUGGAGACAGGGCAGACUCUGUGGAGGUGUAGGCAGGACGGCCUGCUGACCUCCUGCAGCUCAUCGUCUGACGGCCGGCUGCUCGUCUGUGCUGCAGAUCCACAGAACGUCGUCUCCAUCAGUGACGCAGCGAGUGGACAGACGCUGCUGCGCCUCAGCGAUCACCACAGCACCACCAUCACACGGUGUCGCUUCGACCCUCAGAGCCAGCGAGUGGCCACGGUGUCUGGAGACUGCCGCAUCAAACUGUGGGACCUGCUGGCUCAGAAAACCACUCUGUCCAUCAACAGUAACCAUAGAAACAACGUCUCUGACUGCUGCUUCACCAACAACGGACACUUCCUGUGCACAGCAUCAUGGGAUUUGAGUUUAAAGCUGUGGGACCUGCAUGCAGGAGGGUUUCGAUCUCGUGGUGGAGCGACGCUGCAGGGAGGCCAUGACGGCUGCGUGAGCUCCUGCAGCUUCUCUGCUGAUGCUGACCUGCUGGUGUCUGGCUCCUAUGACAGGACUGUUGCACUCUGGGAUAUGCCCUCCCUCUGCCAGACUCUCAUCCUGAAGGGCCACAGUGAUUGGGUGACUGAUGUGUCAAUCAGCUCUGACAGGAAGUUGGUGGCCUCUGCCUCCAAGGACGGGACUGUGAGGUUGUGGAACAUCGAGAACAUGGAGGAGAUCCCAGAGGUCAUGAAGAAGAGGAGCACAGAGGGAACAGGAGUCCACAUCCUGCAGUGUGAGGAGUGUGGGAAACCGUUCCCAGUGUCCAGACUACAGACCUCCGAGCUGCUGACUCAGUGUGUCGUCUGUCGACUCAAAUCACCCUCCAGGUACCGACUGCAGCCUCCGUCGCUCAUGUGACUUCCUGUCCAGGAGGUCAGAGGUCAGCAGCUGGUAGGGACUCGACAUCUUUCUGGUGGACACUUACUCAGGCUGUGAUGAUGAUGACGAUGAUGAUGAUGAUGAUGAUGACGUGGACAUUUUAAUAACCAGACUAACGGUCUGACGUCCUGCUGCUGGAGGUUUUUAAUCCUACAGUUACAAAGUUCUC
This is a messenger RNA of Epinephelus fuscoguttatus (brown-marbled grouper), 1366 nucleotides long. RefSeq names its product WD repeat-containing protein 88-like. Gene Ontology annotation, molecular function: protein binding. The record is from RefSeq and is a predicted model, not a curated record. The coding region runs from base 1 to 1176 and encodes 391 amino acids. NCBI's taxonomy places the organism in Eukaryota, Metazoa, Chordata, Actinopteri, Perciformes, Serranidae. The transcript has 12 exons.